Messenger RNA from Selaginella moellendorffii, 362 nucleotides. Its product is annotated as helicase and polymerase-containing protein TEBICHI-like. The coding region runs from base 63 to 362 and encodes 99 amino acids. The transcript has 3 exons. Lineage: Eukaryota; Viridiplantae; Streptophyta; Lycopodiopsida; Selaginellales; Selaginellaceae. The record is from RefSeq and is a predicted model, not a curated record.
UGCUCUAAGAGCAGGCUCUGAACUUAGCGGCAAGGAUCCAGAUCACAUCGUCCAUCUGUGCCAUGAGGUGGUUAGUAAGGCCAUUCUGUGCUUUUGUUUUGUUCAAGUCGUCAUGCCUGCGAAACCACUGCCCGACGAGAUACAGGCAAAUGGCUGGGAGAGCAGGAAGAGCAGGGAUAGACACGCAUGGCGAGAGUAUAUUAAUCUGUAAAAGUGAGGAGCUUCCCAUUCUGAAAGAAGGUUGUCAACCGUUGCAGUCAUAUCUCGCCGAGGAAAAGAAUGGAAUGAUGAGAGCUCGUUUUGGAGGUGGGCACAGGAUGUCAACCGCUCUGCACUCUUCUCAACUCUACACAGCCUUUUGA